This is a messenger RNA of Rhincodon typus (whale shark), 11127 nucleotides long. It is a transcript of the gene dnah6, whose product is annotated as dynein, axonemal, heavy chain 6. The transcript has 68 exons. Lineage: Eukaryota; Metazoa; Chordata; Chondrichthyes; Orectolobiformes; Rhincodontidae. The record is from RefSeq and is a predicted model, not a curated record. Gene Ontology annotation, biological process: microtubule-based movement. Gene Ontology annotation, molecular function: ATP binding; dynein light intermediate chain binding; minus-end-directed microtubule motor activity. Gene Ontology annotation, cellular component: dynein complex. The coding region runs from base 1 to 10914 and encodes 3637 amino acids.
AUGAAUGUUGAUUUUGCAAGUGGUGAAUUGUCCAAUGCUGGGAUUUCUGAUUUUGUGCUACAAAUGCAGGGAAUAGUUCUCUCAAUUGGCAACCUAGUGUCAGAUUCAUACUUUAAUUCCUUUACAAGUCCAAUUAUCAACAAAAAAGUUGAAGAUAAAACUUGUGGUGAGGGACCAAGCCUGGCAACUAUCCUUGAAGAUGACAAGUAUUUGGUGGAAACCAUCCAGAAGAUUCUGGAUUGUAUUGAGUCAGGAUUUAAUGCAGCAGUUAUGUUUGCAGAAAUGUUUGAAAUGUUUCGGACAGAUUUUCUGGAAAAUGAAGCCCUUGAUUUGCCAGUUCUUAUGAAAGAGGAGCAUGAUAUUUAUUUCUUUACGAGUUGGCUGGAAAAAUAUCACAAGCAGCAUGCUGACGCAGUCAGUAUUAAGCAGACUAAGAACUUAGGACUGCUGCUUAUAGAUAACACAUCUCUCAAGAAGACAAUAAUCCCUUCACCUAUACGCUGUCUGGAGGCUAUUAAUGAGAUUCUUCCAGUUCUUGCCAAGAAGAAGACAGAUGAUAUUAUUCACGAAGUGCAAGAUGCUGAGUAUAAACUUGAAAUAGUUCCAACUGGAACCAUGGAGUAUGUGAAUAACUUGCUAUUCCUUGACGAAAUGCAGGAUAGGAUUGAAUUCUUGGAUGAAGAAGCAACUGUUGUUGUAAUGAUGUAUCAGCUCAUCGAAAAGUAUAAGAUUGGUACACCUCCUGAGGAUCUUGCUGUAUUUGCAACUCUAAAGCCUUCAAUAAGUGUACUUCGCACUGUCAUUGACAGAGCAGUCAGUGAAAGAGACAGCAACAUUACCAAGCUAUGUCGCUGCAUGGAUAAAGACAUUGAUGUGCUGAAUGAGGAGGUCAGAGCAGUGAGGAUUAAAGAACAGGAUCCUCAGCUUCUAGACAUCAAUUCUGACAGAGAAAAAGUGAAAAGCACUCUGGCAGACAUGCAGAUGGUGAUGGAUGAAUUACAGAAACGAGCAUUUCAGUAUAAAUCUUACCAGAAGAACUUCAAGGUUGAGAUAUCUAAAUUUGAUUUGCUGGAAGAAGUGCAUGCUGAUGUGAAACUAAAGCAACUUCUUUGGAAUUCCCUUAAUGACUGGGACCUCCGUGUAGAUGAAUGGCUUCAGCUUAAAUUUGAAACCAUUGAUGCAGAAGAAUUAGCAAGUGAAGUUGCAAAGUACAGCAAAUUUGUGAAUCAACUGGAAAAAGGUCUACCCUCAAAUACUGUAGCAGCUACACUUAAAGAUAAUGUAGAGCAGAUGAGACAAAAGCUUCCUGUAAUCACUGAUUUGAGGAAUCCCUUCCUAAAGCACAGACACUGGGAAUUAAUAGAACAUUGCAUUGGUGCUAGAUUGAUUGAUGUUGUCGAACCUGUAACUUUGGCUCGACUAAUAGAACUUAAUGCAUUUGAUCAUGUUGAGGAAAUUCAGAAUGUGUCAGGCCAGGCCUCUGGAGAAGCUGCCUUGGAGACAAUUUUGAAAAAGGUGGAAGAUGGAUGGAAAAUUACUGAGUUUGUUGUGCUUCCUCAUCGUGAUGCUAAAGAUGUUUUCAUUCUUGGUGGUACUGAUGAAAUUCAGGCAUUGCUGGAUGAUAGCAUUAUCAAUGUAUCAACCAUAGCCUCCUCACGUUAUGUUGGACCUAUUAAAAAUCGUGUUGAUGAGUGGCAAAGGCUUCUCUCACUAUUCAAUGAAACCUUGGAGCAAUGGAUGAUGUGUCAGCGAAACUGGUUGUACUUGGAGAGUAUUUUCUGUGCCCCAGAUAUUCAACGCCAGCUGCCUGCAGAGGCAAGGAUGUUCACUCAAGUGGAUAAAUCCUGGAAGGAAAUCAUGCGAAAAGUAAAUCGCCUACCCAAUGCUCUGAGAGCAGCUACCCAACCUGGUUUGUUGGACAUUUUCUUGAAUAACAAUGCAUUAUUAGAUCAAAUUUUGAAAUGUCUGGAGGCUUAUCUUGAAUCUAAGCGGGUGAUCUUCCCCAGGUUCUACUUUUUAUCCAAUGAUGAGCUGUUGGAGAUCCUGGCACAGACACGUAACCCACAGGCUGUCCAGCCACAUCUGCGGAAGUGCUUUGAUGCAAUUGCAAGACUGGAAUUUGCACUAGCUUCUCAGACUGAAGAGAAAACGGCUGAGGGAGAACCCGAGAAGGUGUACACCAAUGAUAUCUUGGCAAUGCUCUCCCCUGAAGGAGAAAAGGUUAGUUUGGGAAAGGGACUUAAGGCAAGAGGAAAUGUAGAAGAUUGGCUUGGAAAAGUCGAGGAAGCUAUGUUCUCAUCUCUUCGACGUUUAUGCAAAGUUGCAAUUGGUGAUUAUCAAACUCAGUCAAGAGUCCAGUGGGUAGUGUCUGGACAUCCUUCUCAGGUCAUAUUGACCAUUUCACAGCUGAUGUGGUGUCGCGAUUUACACCAUUGUCUGGAGAGUGAUGACCAUGACCGUGUUGCAGCCACUGUUGAAUUUGAAAAAACUAACUUUAAGAGACUUAAUGCUCUAGCUGCUUUGGUUCGAGGGAAGCUCUUAACCCUGCACCGAAGUAUUGUGACUGCACUCAUAACCGUUGAUGUUCAUGCAAGAGACAUUGUCACUGAGCUGGUGAAAGAAAAGGUGGACACAGUAAAUAAUUUUGAGUGGCAGAGACAGCUACGCUAUUACUGGGAUCUUGAUGCAGACAACUGUGUGGCUAUGAUGGCCCUAUCUAUUUAUACAUAUGGCUAUGAGUACCUGGGAGCAUCUCCUCGGUUGGUCAUUACACCACUUACUGACCGUUGUUACCUCUGCCUCAUGGGAGCAUUACAGCUAGAUCUAGGAGGAGCUCCAGCUGGCCCUGCUGGUACUGGUAAAACAGAAACAACCAAAGAUCUUGCCAAGGCCCUAGCCAUCCAAUGCGUUGUUUUUAAUUGCUCUGAAGGUUUAGAUUACAAGAUGAUGGGACGUUUCUUCAGUGGUUUAGCUCAGUCAGGAGCUUGGUGCUGCUUUGAUGAGUUCAACCGGAUUGAUAUUGAAGUGCUUUCUGUCAUUGCUCAGCAGCUCAUCACAAUUAGAAACGCUAAAGCAGCUAAGCUUUCUCGUUUCAUGUUUGAAGGUAGAGAGAUCAAAUUGGUUAUGUCUUGUGCAGCAUUCAUUACUAUGAACCCAGGUUAUGCUGGAAGAACAGAAUUACCUGACAAUUUAAAGGCUCUUUUUAGACCCAUUGCAAUGAUGGUUCCAAACUAUGCCCUUAUUGCUGAGGUCAUCUUGUAUUCAGAGGGUUUUGAAUCUAGUAAGGUUUUGGCACGAAAGAUGACCCAGAUGUACAAAUUAUGCAGUGAACAACUAUCCCAGCAGGAUCAUUAUGACUUUGGUAUGAGAGCAGUCAAGUCUGUGCUUGUCAUGGCUGGGUCUCUGAAGAGAGCGAACCCAGAUUUGAGUGAGGAUGUUGUGUUGAUUAGAGCCUUGAGAGAUUCUAACCUACCAAAAUUUCUGUCAGAUGACGCAGUGCUUUUUGGUGGAAUCCUUUCAGAUUUAUUUCCAGGCGUUGUUAUUCCAGACCAUGAUUAUGGUUCAUUCCAGAAAACAACUAUUGAUGUUAUGCUUAACCGUGGCCUGCAACCUAUCUCUACUAUGAUUGUGAAGGUCAUACAGUUGUAUGAAACCAUGAUUGUGCGGCAUGGUGUUAUGUUGGUUGGACCAACUGGAAGUGGAAAAACUACAGUUUACCAAGUUUUGGCAGAUACUCUUGGGACUUUGCACAGCGCUGGAGAGGAAGACCCAAACUAUCAGCCAGUAAAAACAUAUGUGCUAAACCCCAAGUCAAUCACAAUGGGUGAACUAUAUGGUGAAGUAAAUAAUGUGACAAUGGAGUGGAAUGAUGGACUAAUGGCACUUAGUGUUCGUGCAGCUGUGAAUGAUGUAAGUCGUCACCACAAAUGGAUUAUUUGUGAUGGUCCUGUCGAUGCACUGUGGAUUGAGAAUAUGAACACAGUUCUUGAUGAUAACAAGAUGCUGUGCCUUGCAAACAGUGAACGGAUUAAACUCACUCCAUAUAUUCACAUGGUUUUUGAGGUGCAAGACUUAAAGGUGGCCUCUCCUGCCACUGUUAGCAGAUGUGGGAUGGUUUACAUUGAUGCAGAUGAACUCAAAUGGAUGCCAUAUGUGCAAACAUGGAUGGCUAGCCAUGCAGAUCGCAUACCUCUUGAACCACAGCAGUAUCUAAUGGGACUUUUUGCAAGCUGCGUCGAAAAUGGUCUGCACUUUGUGAACAAGAAAUGCACACAAGCCAUUUCUCAGGUUGACAUUAGUAAGGUCACAACUCUCUGCGCUCUCCUUGAAUCUCUGCUAUUGGGAAAAAAUGGCCCAGAUCUCCAGUUGGAUCCUACUCAGUUGAAUGGUAUUAUUUGUCAGACAUUUGCCUUCUGUUAUAUCUGGUCCAUUGGAGGAAAUUUGACUGAAAACCAUUGGGAUGCCUUUGAUACAUUUGUGCGACAUCAAUUUGAGGAUCAUCCUGAGGCUAAGAUACCAACAUCUGGUGACCUGUGGAGCUACUACAUGGACUUUGACAACAACCGACUAGAUCCAUGGGAUAGAAUUAUUCCCAGUUUUAAGUAUGAUAGUGAAAUACCUUUUUUUGAAAUGCUUGUUCCAACAACAGACACUGUGCGAUUUGGCUAUCUGUUGGAAAAACUCCUUGCUGUGAGGCAUUCUGUUCUAUUCACUGGGACAACUGGAGUGGGGAAGUCUGUGAUUGCGCGCAGUUUGCUGAAUCAAAUCCAAGAUGACGCUGGAUAUGUCCCCCUUUACAUCAACUUUUCUGCUCAAACUUCAUCUUCGCGGACGCAAGAGAUAAUUGAAUCCAAACUGGAAAAGAAAAGGAAAAAUAUAAUUGGUGCUCCAGGGAAUAGAAGAGUCAUAAUCUUUGUUGAUGAUCUUAACAUGCCCAAAUUGGAUCGUUAUGGAUCUCAACCUCCCAUUGAGCUUCUUCGACAAUACCAGGACUUUGGUGGAUUCUAUGACAGAGAGAAACUCUUUUGGAAGGAAAUACAGGACGUUACAAUUGCUGCUGCCUGUGCCCCUCCUGGUGGUGGACGAAAUCCAGUGACCCCCCGUUUCAUAAGACACUUCAGCAUGUUAUGCCUCCCAACACCCUCUGAGCACAGCCUGAAACACAUAUUUCAGGCUAUUUUGAAUGGAUUUCUGGCAGAAUUUACUCAAGCAGUGAAACAAUGUUCCAUCAGUAUUGUGGAAGCAGCUGUUGAGAUAUACCACCGAAUGAGUGUUGAUCUAUUGCCAACACCUGCUAAGUCUCAUUAUGUUUUCAAUCUUAGGGAUUUAUCAAAGUGCAUACAGGGAAUUCUUCAAUGUAAUCCUGGUACAGUAAGAACUGAUGACCAAAUUUUUAGGCUUUUUUGCCAUGAGUGUCAGCGAGUUUUCCAUGAUCGUCUCAUCAACACUGAAGACAAACAUUACUUCAUUAAUAUGUUAUGUGAAAUGGCUGGCAAGCAUUUUUCAAUCCACUUGGAGCCGAGUUAUUUUCUUCUUAAACCAAUUAUUUUUGGAGAUUUCAUGAAGAUUGGAGCGGAGAAAGCCGACCGACUAUACGAAGAUUUGCAAAAUUAUGAGAAAGUAAAAUCUACUCUACGGGACUACAUGGAUGACUUUAAUAUGAUAAGUUCCAAGGAAAUGAAACUGGUUUUCUUCCAAGAUGCUGUUGAACAUGUUUCCAGAAUCGCUCGCAUGAUUCGCCAAGAACGAGGAAAUGCUCUUCUUGUGGGUGUUGGAGGUACAGGCAAACAGUCCCUCACGCGACUUGCUGCUCACAUAUGUAACUACAAGUGCUUUCAAAUUGAACUCAGUCGUGGUUACAAUUAUGACUCGUUCCACGAGGACUUAAGAAAACUUUACAAAUUGGCUGGCGUUGAGGACAAAGAUACAGUGUUUCUCUUCACUGACACACAGAUAGUGGUAGAGGAGUUCCUGGAAGACAUCAAUAACAUCCUCAACUCUGGAGAGGUUCCAAAUCUAUUUGAGAAAGAUGAGCUUGAGCAAGUGCUCGCUGCCACACGUCCAAAAGCCAAGGAUGCUGGAAUACCAGAAGGAAACAGAGAUGAAGUUUUUCAAUUUUUUAUAAAUCGUGUUCGGCAGAAACUGCAUAUUGUACUUUGCAUGAGUCCUGUUGGUGAUUCAUUUCGAGCUCGAUGUCGAAUGUUUCCAUCUCUUGUAAAUUGCUGUACUAUUGACUGGUUUGUGCAGUGGCCACGAGAAGCUCUGCUUUCUGUAUCAAAGAACUUCUUUGCAAACGUUAAUCUGGGCAGUGAUGAAAUGAAGGAAAAGUUUUCUGAAAUGUGUGUACGAGUUCACACAAGUGUGAAUGAGAAGGCAGAUCAAUACUAUGCUGAGCUGCGACGGCGGUACUACACAACACCCACAUCUUAUCUCGAGCUGAUUAACCUGUACUUGGCCAUGCUGGCAGAGAAACAAAAGGAACUAAUUUCGGCUCGGGAUCGUGUGAAAAAUGGUCUUACCAAAUUGCUAGAGACAAAUGUGCUGGUAGACACAAUGCAAGUUGAGCUUUCAGCUCUCGAGCCAAUUCUUCAGCAGAAAUCAAUUGAUGUAAAUGCUUUAAUGGAAAAAUUGAGUGUGGACCAUGCAGAGGCAGACCAGAUUCGUAGAAUUGUACAGGAAGAUGAAGUUUUAGCCAAGACAAAAGCUGCAGAGACCCAAGCUAUAGCUGAUGAUGCGCAGCGAGAUCUUGAUGAAGCUAUGCCUGCCUUGGAUGCAGCAAACAAAGCUCUUGACUCUUUGGACAAGGCAGAUAUAUCUGAAGUCAGAGUAUUUACCAAACCUCCAGAUCUUGUCAUGACUGUCAUGGAAGCCAUUUGCAUCCUCCUUAAUACAAAAACGGACUGGGCUUCAGCGAAGCAAGUUCUUGGUGAUUCAAACUUUUUGAAGAAACUCAUGGAUUACGACAAAGACAACAUUAAACCCCAGAUUCUACAACGGCUUCAGAAAUAUAUAAAUAACCCUGAUUUCGUGCCAGAAAAAGUAGAGAAAGUGUCCAAAGCUUGCAAAUCUAUGUGUAUGUGGGUGAGAGCUAUGGAUCUGUAUUCUCGAGUUUCUAAAGAGGUAGAGCCAAAACGGAUAAAACUAGCUGCGGCUCAGGCUGAACUUGAUGCCACCUUGGCAACACUGAAGGAAAAACAGACUAAAUUAAGGCAACUUGAUCAAAGACUCGAGGAUCUUCAAGAACAGUAUGAUGAUAAUGUGGGGGAAAAAGAAAAGCUUGCACAAACAAUGGAACUAACACAGGCUCGAUUAGUGCGUGCUGGAAAACUUACUGCUGCUCUUGGAGACGAACAAAUUCGCUGGCAAGAAAGCAUAGUUCUGUUUGAACAGGAAAUAGCAAACGUUAUUGGAAAUGUCUUCAUUGCAGCAGCUUGUGUGGCAUAUUAUGGAGCCUUUACUUCAAAGUACCGGCAGCUGCUAAUUGAUGACUGGAUUAAUGGUUGCAAAGAACUGGAAAUUCCUAUCAGCGCAGACUUCAGUCUCAUCAACAUCUUAGGUGAUGCAUUUGAAAUUCGUCAAUGGAACACUGAUGGUCUACCCCGUGAUAAUGUUUCCACCGAGAAUGGCAUUCUUGUGAAGCGAGGUCAUCGGUGGCCCUUGAUGAUUGAUCCACAGGAUCAGGCAAAUCGCUGGAUAAGAAACAUGGAAACUAAAAAUGGUUUGAAGGUAAUUAAGCUAACAGACUCUGGCUUUUUACGCACGUUGGAAAAUAGUAUUCGUCUUGGAAUGCCAGUACUGUUAGAAGAGCUGAGGGAGAGCUUGGAUCCAUCUCUGGAGCCAAUUCUUCUAAAUCAGACAUUUAUGACAGGUGGCAGAUUACUUAUGCGGUUGGGAGAUACAGACAUUGAUUACGACAAAAAUUUCAAGUUCUACAUGACAACUAAAAUGUCCAAUCCACACUAUCUGCCAGAGGUAUGUAUAAAGGUCACCAUUAUCAACUUUACAGUGACUAAGUCUGGCUUGGAAGAUCAGCUGCUAAGUGAUGUUGUGAGAAUUGAGAAACCUGAACUUGAGGAACAAAGAAACCAAUUAAUUGUUCAAAUCAAUGCAGACAAAAAUCAACUGAAAGCUAUUGAAGAUAGAAUUUUGAAACUGCUUUUUACUUCAGAAGGCAACAUUCUGGAUAAUGAAGAAUUGAUAAAUACUCUUCAGCAGUCCAAGGUUACCUCAGCUGCUAUAAAAGUUCGGUUGGAGGAGGCUGAAGCCACAGAACAGAAAAUUAAUUCUGCUCGUGAGAAAUAUCGCCCUGUGGCUACUCGUGGAUCCGUCAUGUAUUUUGUUGUUGCUAGCUUGUCUGAAAUAGACCCAAUGUACCAAUUUUCUUUAAAAUACUUCAAGCAGCUCUUUAAUCAAACCAUCGAGACAUCUGACAAGACCUAUAACCUGCAGAAACGUCUGAAGAUUUUGUUAGAUGCAACACUUUUCACUGUUUACACCAAUGUUUCCAGAGGUCUCUUUGAAAAACACAAACUUAUAUACAGUUUUUUGCUGUGUACUGAUAUUCUGCGCCAAAAUGAAGAAAUCUCAGAUGCUGAAUGGAACUUCUUCCUUAGAGGGUCUGUAAGCUUGGAUAAGGAGCGGCCUCCAAAACCAAUGGCUCCUUGGUUGAGAACUGCAGUGUGGCAUACAUGCUGUGACCUUGAAGACAAUUUACCAUGCUUCAGGGGCAUCACCGAGGAAGUUAUUGCGACUCACGUACAGGUCAAAUUAGGACGUCUUGACGUUGGUAUCAACCCACCAACUUGGGAUGGAUACAUAACAGAGUUACCUCUAUAUUCACCAAAACCAGCUGAGGCUGAAGACCAAGAAUAUGUUGUCACUGGGCACUGGAAUGAAAGACUGACGUUAUUUCAGAAACUCAUUUUAAUUAAAUCAUUUUGGGAAGAAAAGGUAGUAUUUGCAAUCACAGAUUUUGUCAUAGAAACUCUUGGACAGGAGUUUGUGGAGAACCCUCCUGUGGAUUUAGCUACACUUUAUCAGGACAUGUCAAAUAACGUUCCCCUCGUUUUCAUAUUAAGUACUGGUUCAGAUCCGAUGGGAGCCUUUCUGAGAUUUGCAAAAGAAAGGGACUACUCUGACAGGGUAGAGUCUAUUUCUCUGGGACAAGGACAAGGGCCUAUUGCUGAAAAACUGAUUAAAGAAGCUAUAAAGACAGGAAACUGGAUAUUUCUUCAAAAUUGUCAUCUUGCAGUUUCCUGGAUGUUAACAAUGGAGGAGUUAGUAAAGUCAUUCACAGAGCCAAAUGCUGUUAUUCAUGACAACUUCAGGCUGUUCCUAAGCUCCAUGCCUACCACCACCUUUCCUGUUACAGUUUUGCAAAACUCAGUCAAGGUCACAAAUGAACCUCCAAAGGGACUGCGUGCUAACAUUCGACGAGCUUUCAUGGAGAUUACAGCCUCCUUCUUUGAGGAGCAUACCUUGGGCAGGAAAUGGAGAAAGCUAAUCUUUGGCAUUUGUUUCUUCCAUGCUGUGAUUCAGGAAAGGAAGAAGUUUGGUCCAUUGGGCUGGAAUAUCUGCUAUGAGUUUAGUGAUAGUGAUCGAGAAUGUGCUCUUCUCAAUUUGAAUCUGUAUUGUCAAGGAGGAAAUGUCCCAUGGGAUGCUCUGGUGUACAUUACUGGUGAGAUCACUUAUGGAGGUCGAGUCACAGAUGCAUGGGACCAACGAUGUCUCCGCACUAUCUUAAAACGAUUUUUCUCACCUACCAUUCUGGAAGAUGGAUACAAGUAUUCAGGAUCAGGAACUUACUAUAGCCCUGAGGCAGACAGCUUGCUGGCAUACAGAGAAUAUAUUGAAAGCCUUCCCCUGAUUGAUGACCCGGAAAUAUUUGGGAUGCAUGAAAAUGCUAAUUUGGCUUUCCAGCGAAAUGAAACUAAUAACAUGAUAGUAACAGUUCUUGUAGUACAGCCCAACAUUAUGGCACGUGGGACUGGCAAAAGUAGUGAUGAAAUUGUUCACGAUUUAGCAGAUUCCAUUCUCUCAAAGAUUCCAGAAAAGCUUGACCUUGAAGUUGCAAUUGAAUCCCUAUUUGUCAGAGAUAAGAAAGGACGCUUAGAUUCGUUAACCACUGUUCUUGGUCAAGAAGUUGACCGUUUUAACGGUCUCCUGGUCGUCUUAAAAGACUCUUUAAUUACACUGAACAAAGCCAUCGCUGGAUUUGUGGUAAUGUCUGAAGAGGUGGAAAAGACAUACACCAGUUUCCUAAACAAUCAGGUUCCAUCUCUUUGGGCCGAUGCAGCUUAUCCCUCACUCAAGCCCUUGGGAGCAUGGGUGAAAGAUUUUAUAUUAAGAACAGAGUUUAUUGCGACUUGGAUCAAACAAGGACAACCGAAGUCUUUCUGGAUUUCUGGAUUCUUCUUUCCUCAGGGAUUUCUGACAGGCACACUUCAGAACCAUGCCAGGAAAUACAACCUUCCAAUUGAUGAACUUAGCUUUCGUUAUAAUGUUAUUCCUGUGUACCGGAAUGCAAUGGAAGUAGCAGAAGCUAUGAAAACCAUAAAAUUUGGGGAGGUGCUUCCAAUGGAUGAAUUGUUACCUUCCCCUAAAGAUGGUGUACUGGUCCAUGGAAUGUUUAUGGAUGCUUGCCGCUGGGAUGAUAAAAAAAUGGUGCUGGAAGAUGCCUUUCCCAAAGUGAUGCAUGCUGUUUUACCAGUUGUGCACUUUGAGCCUGCACAGAAUUACGAACCAAUUUCAUCACUGUAUCACGCACCGCUCUACAAAACUGGGGCCCGAGCAGGAACCCUGUCAACCACAGGUCAUUCUACAAAUUUUGUUGUGACUGUGCUAUUGCCAUCAAAAAGGGACAGUGACUAUUGGAUCUCAAAAGGAGCUGCUUUGCUUUGCCAGCUGAAUGAUUAAAUCUUGGUAUACCUGUGCAGGCCAGGUCAUUUGUUUAGGAAUUAUUUCUGUGUAAAUAAUUCUGAAAAUAGCUUUCUAAGAAGGAGAAGGACUGGAAUCUUUAUUUUGGAUAGACUUUUGUAUACACUUUAGCUCUUAUUUUAUUUUAUUCUCCUAUGGCAAAUAUAGCUAUUUGAGUUUUUAUAUUUAACUUUUUUUAAAAUCACUACAUUA